Messenger RNA from Pomacea canaliculata, 1690 nucleotides. RefSeq lists its product as uncharacterized. The coding region runs from base 248 to 1537 and encodes 429 amino acids. The record is from RefSeq and is a predicted model, not a curated record. The transcript is spliced from 6 exons. Lineage: Eukaryota; Metazoa; Mollusca; Gastropoda; Architaenioglossa; Ampullariidae.
CUUGUAGAUGAACAUCAAAGUAACAGUAAGCAGGACGGGAAGUCCCGAUAAGGUAGACUUGACCUUAACAUCCGGGUCAUCAGUCACUCGUGACUGGAUGUGAGUGUUUACACAGAGAAGGAACAGCGAGGUGUCAUAAAGAUCCAGCAGAACACAAUUUAGCAAAAUGGUUGAUUUCAUCUCCCCAGAAAGACCUCUGUAGUGGCUGCCUCCUACAGGUUUGGUCCUGUGUAGGGAGACCACAGCCAUGUCUAGUCACCUGCCACCCGUUUCACAACAGGGUGAUCGUCCUAGUGGGGCAGGUGAUGAUGGAGACGAUGCCAGUGCGAUGACAGGAGCUCGUAGAGACGGUGGAGGUCGUGUGAGAGUUUACCUGCACGCCGUGACUGAUAAACAAGUUUAUUUCUUCACUGACAACAGAAACAAUCACCCAUUCCAAGAGGUCAAGAAUGUGACAGGGGCUGAUGUAGAGUUGGACCAGAAUCCCUCACCUGUACCAGGGAUAAAGAUUGUCCUCAUUCGUGGUCUUCCUUCUCAGAUCGAGGCUGCAGUCAGAUUCAUCAGUGAGAAGACUGGCGUUAGGGAGACCAUCUCAGACCAGGCCCAGAAAUUCUGGCUCCAGUGGGUUGAGGCCGCCUUCCCUGACCUCGAGUCACGCGCCUACUUCCUGCCUCCUGUCUACGUCAACCGCGUGCCGAUGACUAGACAGUCAGUUGCUGGUCAGGAUGUUCUGGUUCUUCAGUCAGCACCUGGACAGGCCGGUCAGUCUUAUCAGGGGACAACAGCUUCAUCUGAUGUCCCUCAAGGCUUAAUUCUUCAGCCUCCUGCUGUUUAUGACAGUGAUAUCAGAGACGAUGCAGCCAUGCAGCGAGUACUCAUCUGUCUACAGACAAUGUUUGAGCAAAAGAAAGAAGCUGUGGUUGGAAUAAACCAGCUGAGGUUCGGACAGUACCUUGGUGAACCUUGUUACUUUGCUGCGACCGCUCAGCUCCCUCUUUCCAAAAGUUUACCUAAGGCUUCGUUAAGAGACAGACAGGGAGACUUUGAUAUACUUCUUAUCCACAGAACCUACGGUCUUGUGGUCUGUGAAGUGAAGUCUUUUGGAGAAAACGUGAAAAACUGUGAAAUGUCACAUCAUGAAAUGUUACUCAACAUUAGGAAGAGACUUUCACUGGCUGUAAUAUCUUUAGACAAGGCGGAGGCCAUGUUGUCUCACCUGGUGUCCGACAUCGCUCCCGGUCUGCGCAUCACUAAGACCAUCGGCGUCCCUAAUCUCACAGCAGGUCAGGUACAACAGGCUUUAGAUGACGACCCCCAGCUCACUCAGGACCUGUGUCGGUGUCUUGGAACAACAGACCCCGCUGCCAUCGCAGGUCUGUGUCUGUGCUGUGAUCAGUUGUCUGACCCCAAGAUCCCGAGUGACGUCAGUAGUCACGUGCUGAGGGAACUCGGACACUGGUGGCAGCGACGUGUGGCUGGGGCUGGACCUGACAGUCACAUGACACCUGGGGUGUACAAGACACUGGUAGCCAGGUGAGUCUAUUUACCUGAUGUAAAGUAACAUUCACAUAUUUGUGAAAGCUGAAUAAUUAAGCGUCAAUUGAAUCUUCUUUCAGUCAGAGAUAAUUCUUGAUUAAAGGACAUUAAAGUGACACAGUAAUAAAAAGUUUAUUUUUCGCCAAGCUUCUCG